Molecule: messenger RNA, 1665 nt
Organism: Pyrus x bretschneideri (Chinese white pear)
Lineage: Eukaryota; Viridiplantae; Streptophyta; Magnoliopsida; Rosales; Rosaceae
Product: RNA pseudouridine synthase 6, chloroplastic
Exons: 9
Coding region: 66-1496 (476 amino acids)
Biological process (GO): pseudouridine synthesis
Molecular function (GO): pseudouridine synthase activity; RNA binding
Source: RefSeq, a predicted model, not a curated record
CUCACCUCAAAAAUCAACUCAAAUAGCAGCUUGUACUAUCCAGCUUCAGCCUCCGGAGGAAGAAGAUGGCGCCGGUGAGCUUCUCCUCAAUGUUGGCCAACGGCUGCCGGACUUUCAGUGCGCCGGCGGCCCUUGUGCGCACGUUAGCACUCACCCACGUUGCUCUCAGUGAACACUCCAACAGCUACAGGCACGGUAAGGUGGCAUGGUUUUCUCGGAGUUCGAAUAAACGAAAAUCUGCACGUCAGUCCCUGAAACAUGAUGUUUCGCAGCCAACUGCCGUUUCUUCUGCAAAUGGCUACCCUGAAUAUACUCGGUUGCUUCCAUGUCCCUCAGACAAUGGACCACCAAGAAUUGAGCACUUGGUUGUUUCAGAAGGGGGGCCUGUUCUAGAAUAUAUCUGCAAAGUUCUGGAUCUUCCUCUUCAGUUUGUUGCAGAUCUCAUCCAUUUUGGAGCUGUAUAUUAUGCCCUUGUCUGUCCACGGCCUCCUCCAACUGCAACCCAAGAGCAGAUGAGGGUAUUUAAAGAAGUUACAGCACCAUCAGUACUAAAAGAUAGAACUUCCAUCAAAGGAAAAACUGUAAGAGAAGCACAGAAGACUUUCCGCAUAACACAUCCAGACCAAUUUGUUGAAACUGGAACCUACUUACGUGUUCAUGUACACCCAAAGCGUUUUCCUAGGUGCUAUGAAAUUGACUGGAAAGCAAGAAUUGUAGCUGUAACUGAUGAAUUCGUGGUUUUGGACAAACCUGCUGGUACAACUGUAGGAGGAACUACAGACAACAUUGAAGAAAGUUGUGCAACCUUUGCCACUCGUGCCUUGGGACUAACAACGCCCCUGAUGACUACACAUCAGAUUGAUAAUUGUACAGAAGGAUGUGUUGUCUUAGCUAGAACCAAGGAGUAUUGCUCAGCUUUUCACGGAAAAAUCAGAGAGAAAAAGGUGAAGAAGCAUUAUCUUGCUCUUGCCGCUGCCCCUGUGCCAAUUGGAACAAUUACUCACUACAUGCGUCCAAUUAACAUGGCUCCAAGACUCACUUCAGAAGAUUUCAUGGAACGGUGGAGUUUGUGUCAACUUGAAGUCAUGGAAUGCAAGGAGGUUCCCUGGCCAAGUUCUGUUGUUGAACAGAAAUAUUGUAUUGAAGACUGUGGGUGGCCUUCAAAAGAAUAUGCAUAUGAGUGUAAAAUCAACCUUCUGACUGGGCGGACUCAUCAGGUUCGAGCACAACUGGCAGCGCUUGGUGCACCAAUAGUUGGCGAUUCCAUGUACAUGCCAGCUGCAGUUGCAGAAAUGGCAAGUCCUGGGCGGAACCCCUUUGGCAAAUAUAAGAAGCAUUAUACUCAUGUAACUGAUAAAGAAGUAGCGAUUGAAGAGUGGAGUGCACAGCAUGGGAAGGAACCUGGUGUUGCUAUUGGUCUUCAAGCAUGUCAGAUAUCAUGGGAUGAUGGGAAGUACACUUUUGAGGCUGGAGCUCCUUGGUGGAGGUGCAAUUAAAAUUAGAAGAGGUGGAUGCGGAUUGAUUGCAUGGUAUGGUAUUCUCCUUUUGGUGGAGUUAGGGUGUCUGCCUGGAUCAUAUGCUUGAUUUCUAUAAUUACAAGGCACAAUGUAGACAUACUUUUGCUUAUAAGUUCAUAGUUGGAUAUGCCUGCGGCCUGCCCUUGUA